AUGUCAAACAAACAACAAAUCGUAAUAGUCGGAGCUGGUGUUCUUGGACUUUCAACCGCAUUAGUCAUUUGUGAAAACUUGACCAUUCCCCAUGAAUUAACCAUCAUUGGAGAAUACGGACCUCAUGACCCAUCCAUGAAUGCUGGUUUAUCGAAUUAUGCAAGAUAUACAUCCCCAUGGGCUGGGGCUCAUUUUAGACCAUUCCCAUCGAAAAAUUCUCAAGAAUAUGCUGAGAUGAAAUUAACUAGAUUAACCUUGUCGAAAUUUAAAUCACUUAGUUAUGGUUGUCCUGAAAGUUCGAUUAAAUUUGUCGAGGGGGUUGAAUAUUUGGAAAAUCCUGAUGAGUUUUAUAAAACUGCUGGGAAGGGGUAUUCUGAAGAGAUUGAUAAUUUCACAAGGUUAGAAGAUGUUAAAGAGGGAUAUAUUGGAUUCAAAUAUGAUACCUGGGUACUUAAUGCUCCUAUGUAUUUACAAUUCCUUUAUAGGAAAUUAUUAAUUGAAUAUGAUGUGAAAUUCAUCAAUCAAAAACUCGAAUCCUUGAAACAAGUCAAUGAAUAUAUCCCCAAUCAACCAAUUAUUAUAAAUUGUACUGGGAUGGGAUUACAAUAUAACGGAGGCUACGAUCCGGAAUGUUUCCCAAUUAGGGGACAAACCCUAUUAAUCAACCCACCCAAAGAUUGUCCAUACUUGGAUAAAACAAUCACAUAUCAACAUGCUGAUGGGAAUUGGACAUUUGUGAUCCCCCGACCACUCAAUGGUGGGGUUAUUUUAGGUGGAACAAAACAACCAAAUGAAUGGUCGACCGAAAUUAGACGUGAUGAUACAGAGGCAUUAAAGAAACGAGGUGAAGCAUAUUUCCCGGAAUUAAUGAAGGUUGAUGAAGAUGGCAAGAGGUAUUUUGAUGUUUUGAAAAUAAAUGUUGGACUUAGACCAGCUAGAAAAUCAGGAUUAAGAAUUGAGACUGAGAAAAGAGGGGGGAAUUAUAUUAUUCAUAAUUAUGGAGCUGGUGGGAUGGGAUAUGAAUUGUCGUAUGGGUCUGGAUUGAAGGUGUAUGAGAAUUUGUUGGCCAUUAUUGGAAGACAAUAUAAACUUUAG
Molecule: messenger RNA, 1095 nt
Organism: Hemisphaericaspora subhashii
Lineage: Eukaryota; Fungi; Ascomycota; Pichiomycetes; Serinales; Debaryomycetaceae
Gene: DAO2
Product: Dao2p
Exons: 1
Coding region: 1-1095 (364 amino acids)
Molecular function (GO): FAD binding; D-amino-acid oxidase activity
Source: RefSeq, a predicted model, not a curated record